This is a messenger RNA of Lagopus muta (rock ptarmigan), 941 nucleotides long. RefSeq names its product collagen alpha-1(XXV) chain-like. Lineage: Eukaryota; Metazoa; Chordata; Aves; Galliformes; Phasianidae. The transcript has 4 exons. The record is from RefSeq and is a predicted model, not a curated record. Bases 203 to 760 code for a protein of 185 amino acids.
GUGGCGGAGCGCUCGCACAGCGCGCGUCUCCGGGCGGGCGGCAGCCGCGGGGCUCGACCCGCACCGCUUUACGCCGCCGAAGUGCGGGGACGGCCGCGGGCUCCGCCUCCGUUUGUUUAUUUAGUCCUCGUCACCCGCCUUUUGGUCGCUCGUUUCGGUCUAGUUCCUCGCUAUUAUUUUUGUUUGUAAAUUAGUCGCCUUCAUGGGGGGCGGAGGAAAGGAAAUAAAAGCUGCCGCAGCCGAAGGGUGCAAAAGCAUGCUGGGCAAGAGCCGCGGAGCCGCAGGACGGGAUGGCUGCGGCGGGGAGCGCUGCCCGCGCCGGGCCGGGCCGUGCUGCUCGGCGCUGCCCGUUCUGCUGUCUGCGCUGGCGGCCGCCUCCUGCGUGUACCUGGGGGUACGGACCAGCGACCUCCAGGCCCGGCUGGCGGCCAUCGAGGGCGCCCGGGGGGGCUCCGCCGCCGCCGCCGCUCCGCUCCCACCUCUGCCCGGCUUUUCUCUGGAACGGCUCAACGAGAUGAUGCAGGAGAAAGUGGAGCGGCUGCUCGCCCAGAAGUCCUACGAGCACUUGGCAAAAAUCCGAGCGGCGAGAGAAGCGCCCGCAGAGUGCAGCUGCCCGCCAGGUCCUCCAGGGAAAAGAGGUAAGCGGGGCAGAAGAGGAGAGACUGGACCUCCUGUAAGUACAGUGAUACAUUGUUGGUUCUUCCAGAAUCAGGGAGAAAUCGAUGUUAGAUCCUGUUUUGUUACCACCACAAUAAACUGAUCGUGUAUCAACAGGAGGGAAUCUUGAUGUUUAUACUUACACAGCAUAAACACUCGCUUAUUAUUUUGGAGCUGCAUAAUUUAGCCAGAAAGUUCCUUAAGGAAAUUUUAUCUAAAACUAUAAAGCUUUACAUUCAGCACUUCAGAUAACAGUUUGGAUCGCAAUUCCAUGUAAGUACAUU